Pantherophis guttatus is the source of this 3531-nucleotide messenger RNA. It is a transcript of the gene BCKDHA, whose product is annotated as branched chain keto acid dehydrogenase E1 subunit alpha. Gene Ontology annotation, biological process: branched-chain amino acid catabolic process. Lineage: Eukaryota; Metazoa; Chordata; Lepidosauria; Squamata; Colubridae. The record is from RefSeq and is a predicted model, not a curated record. Gene Ontology annotation, cellular component: oxoglutarate dehydrogenase complex. Gene Ontology annotation, molecular function: oxidoreductase activity, acting on the aldehyde or oxo group of donors, disulfide as acceptor.
CAUAAAGCCCCCCCCCGACACCCCUUCCCGCAGUCUCCUCCUCCAACCGGGCGCCCUCCAGGGGCCUGGCACAAUCGCCCCCACCGACCCUAGAGGGGCUCCGGGGGAGGCUGCCAGGCGCCCCUGCUUUGCCCAGGACAGAGGAGGAGGAGGCGGCGGCUCCGCUCCGCCCGUUCCCGGGCGCGGCUUGCUGGCUCUCCGCCUCUCCGGCAAGAUGGCAGCGGCGGCGGUGGGUCGAGCCGGGCUGGGCUUCUUGCGGGGGCUUCGGCUCCCCGGCCCGGCCGGGGUCCGGGGGCUGCGCGCAGGAGGGGAGGGUCUUCGGCAGCAGGAAUUCACCUCCCUGGAGGAGAAGCCCCAGUUCCCGGGAGCCUCGGCCGUGUUUAUCGACAAGCUGGAAUUCAUCCAACCCAACGUCAUUUCGGGGAUCCCCAUCUACCGGGUCAUGGACCGGCAGGGGCAGAUUGUCAACCCCAGUGAGGAUCCCCAGAUUUCCCAGGAGGAAGUGCUGAAGUUAUACAAGAGCAUGACACUACUCAAUACCAUGGAUCGCAUCCUGUACGAGUCCCAGAGACAGGGCCGAAUUUCCUUUUAUAUGACCAACUACGGGGAAGAAGGGACGCACGUGGGCAGCAUCGCAGCUCUGGAUGACGCUGACCUGGUCUUCGGACAGUAUCGAGAAGCAGGCGUCCUGAUGCACAGGGGGUACCCUCUGGAUAUGUUUAUGGCCCAAUGCUACGGCAACACCAGCGACCCCGGGAAAGGCCGCCAAAUGCCGGUGCAUUACGGCUGCAAAGAUUUAAACUUUGUCACCAUCUCCUCCCCGCUGGCUACCCAGAUCCCACAAGCGGUGGGGGCCGCCUACGCCUUCAAGCGGACGAACACAAACCGCGUCGUCAUCUGCUACUUCGGCGAAGGGACGUCCAGCGAGGGGGAUGCCCACGCGGGCUUCAAUUUUGCCGCUACCCUCGAGUGCCCGGUGAUAUUUUUCUGCCGGAACAACGGCUACGCCAUCUCCACUCCGACAUCCGAACAAUACCGGGGCGACGGAAUCGCCGCCCGGGGUCCCGGUUACGGCAUCCAGUCUAUCCGAGUGGAUGGCAACGACGUCUUUGCCGUGUAUAACGCCACCAAGGAGGCCCGACGCCGAGCCAUUGCCGAAAACCAGCCGUUCCUCAUCGAGGCCAUGACCUACAGGAUCGGGCACCACAGCACAAGCGACGACAGCUCAGCCUACCGCUCCGUGGACGAAGUCAAUUAUUGGGACAAGCAAGACCAUCCCAUCUCGCGACUCCGCCACUACAUGGCGAACCGGAAUUGGUGGGACGAGGAGCAGGAGAAGAGCUGGCGGAAGAAAUCGCGCAAACGGGUGAUGGAGGCCCUCGAGGAGGCUGAGCGGAAGUUGAAGCCCAAAGUUCAGCUCCUCUUCUCGGACGUCUACAGUGAGAUGCCCUGGCACAUCGCCAAGCAGCAGACUUCCUUGGAGCGCCAUCUGAAGCAAUACGGAGAACAUUACCCUCUGGAUCACUUCGAGAAAUGAAUCUCGGUGUCAGCAUCUCAGCGCUGACAUAGAAAAGGGAGGAUGAAGCCUAGUGGGACGCUCUCCUCACGUCCCAUUUCCCCCAACCCCGAGGGCUGGUGCCCCCCUUCCAGGGUGCCAGAUGGGCCUGUUGGCAUCUCCAGCACCCAUCCCUGGUUGCCCCCCCCCCAAAAAAAAUCUCUCUCCUUUCAUUGUGGGGAUGCCCACCCGGCUUUCCAUCCAUCCAUCCAUUCUUCGUUUUCGCUUUCGGCCGGAGUAAUCUCUGCAUCCCGCCGAGAUUUUUCUUACGAAAGGGCCGCUUAGCUUUCUGUCGUUCGACUGCCUUUCAUUUUUCUUUUUUUUCUUUUCCUUUUAAAGGCCAGCCCAAAAGAAGAGAGACAGACCCCCAUUCAGGGGCUUGGUGUGGGGCAAGAGACUUAAGUGGGGAUUGGGGACCCCCACAGUUUAAAGGAUUGUUUAAUGCAUUGCUAGGUGCAUUUUUGUACUUGCCCGGUGGGGCGAGGUGGACUCUCUCCGGCUAUUGCUACUUCAUUCUAACGCGUUCAAGGAUUUAAUUUAGAACUUGGGGUGGGGGUGUCCUUUUGGCCUGCUUUAAUCUUCGAAAGAUUUCGCCUUGAAUUUGCUUUCUGGAUCAAGUGACGCUUCGUCUCCUUCUGAGUUAGUUGGAAAAUAUAGAGAUGGGCUGGCACUAUUUGGGGUCAGAGAGAUAAUCUGGUAUUGGGGCACCGCCUGGCAUUCUGUUUCUUGAGCCACAUAUUCAUUUUUUUUAAUGAUUCAGACUGGCCCCUCAUCACCCUAACUGUCAAUUUUUGAUUGUUACUCCCAUCUGUCUUCAUGGGCCUUUAAGAAAAUUUCCUUCCCCCCCAAUUUUUAAAGCAAAGGGGAGUUUCUUCCUUGUAACUACUACUUUGUCACUAUAGCAGUAACUGUGGUUAGGGGUUUUUACAGGAAGGUGGUGGGAACCGAGAUUUAAAAAUUAACAUUCAAGGAUUGAAUAAUCUCAAGUAAUCCGGCAUGGGUUAUAUUUUUUUGCACAAAAAGGUGGGGAAAGCCGCAGAUAACCUUCCUUAAAAGCACAGAAAUCUCUCCCAGCUCAAUGGAGAUGGACUGCAAUUGCCUUAAAUUUGCUGCUUUCUGGACUAAAGAGCCUUUCUGGGUUUUGACACGUUCGCAACCUUCCUCGCUGAUCAGCCCUCAAAAUUCAGCUAGCAAAUCGGGUGUCACCUUAAGCGUCCCGCUAUGGGAAAGGGUUAAAUUUGCCCGAUUGCUCUCCGGAGGGGAAUGAAUCUCUCUUUAGAAAAAUCCAUAGAGGGGGCUGAAAGCUUGAAGUCCCAAAGAAUGGUAUUUACUUACUUUCCCUACUGGUUCGCAAAUGUGAGUGCGUGCGUUUCCGGCCUCAAAAACCUGCCUCAAUAGGAUGGCAUAGAGCCGGCGAUUUCCAUUACCGGUUCGGGCGAACUGCUCCGAACCGGAUGAAUACCACCUCUACCCCCCAACCCAUGUUCCAUCGUGGAAAGAGACAUGAUAAAUUUAUUUCUUUGCCGGGGCACAGAGAUCGGCCUUAAAUGAGGUGCCGGAUAAUUUAUCAAAACACUAAAGGGGUGUCUUACCGAGAAAACGGUUGUCGAGAAUUAAUGUUUGUGGAUUUUCUUUGGGACGGAAAUGACUUUGAGCAACGGGGGAGAAGGCCGGAAAACUUUGCACCGUUGGGGGGUGGGGGGCUUUAGAAAUGUAUAUGUUUGGGGUUGCGAGAACGAGACGCAGGGAUCCGAGUUCGAACGUCUCCUUGUGGAUGUUUGGUGCAUUUUUUAUUUUUCCAGCGCCUUCCUAAAGCGGAAUUCACGCUGUUCUGUUACUCUUACUCAAAAGCUGUUACAACUGAAAAUAACGAUUAUUGUGGGUGAAAAGGGAAUAACGGGGAGAUGCCAGCCUAUCUAAUCGCACAUAUGGGGCAAGUUGGAAAAUCAAUAAAUAUUUUUCUUUUGGCCAACGGC